AUGGAUGAGGUUGAUGUGAUGACGCGUUUGCUUCGUAAGCUAAGUGCAGCAAAUGUGAGUCCGGAAGAACGUCAGCGACUUCAAGCACAAAUUGAAGAAAUUAUGAGACAGGAGUCCGAUCCAUUUGAAACAAGUGGCAACUUAUUUCCAUAUCGUGGGCGCACUCGAUUCAGCCAAUAUAUUCCGAGUAAGCCGGCAAAAUAUGGCAUGAAAGUGUGGUGGGUUUGUGACUCUGUUUCAAACUAUCCUUUGAAAGGUAUAAUUUAUACCGGAAAACCACCAGGUGGCCAGCGAGAAACGAAUCAAGGUGAACCUGUCGUCAUGAAAUUAAUGGAAAAUUAUAUGGACAGCGAAUUGCUUAACCCGAAGCGUGAUGUUAAAAGCACUUUAUUUUGUUAUCACAAUAUUAAUAUCGCUCUGUGCUCGUAUAUGGCAAAGCCGAAAAAGCCAGCAAUUAUGUUAUCCACUGCCCAUUGCCGUCAAAGCACCGAUCCAUUGAAAGGAUUCAAGCCAGAUCAAAUUUUGGACUACAAUAAAAUUAAAGCGGGGGUAGAUACAAUGGAUCAAAUGUUGACUAGCUAUUCGUGA
Messenger RNA from Anastrepha ludens (Mexican fruit fly), 588 nucleotides. RefSeq lists its product as uncharacterized. The transcript has 3 exons. The record is from RefSeq and is a predicted model, not a curated record. The coding region runs from base 1 to 588 and encodes 195 amino acids. Lineage: Eukaryota; Metazoa; Arthropoda; Insecta; Diptera; Tephritidae.